AUGCGACAACACGUCAUAAAAGCGAAACCAGAAUUGCGUAAGAUAUGGAGCAGGUGGACAAAAGAGGAAGCUGUCAGGAGUCUUACAACUUUGUUUUGGCUGCGGGGACCCAAGAUCAACAACGACAGCCACAGUUUCAAGCAUACGGCUAGACAUAGCAAAUCGAGCCGUGUAGUUGCGAGAUUUGAACCACUUCAUCAGCUAUUGGGAAGCGAGCCUCAUCCACACAAAACCAAGCUCGUCUCCAAGGGCGACUCGACCUUUGGCGGAGGCCAUUAUUGUUUGAGGGCUGGCGUUACAUCUUCGGGGUUGGACUUGGCAUUGGAGGGAGCUCAUGAAUGUCUGGCGGAAAGUUGUUCUACGUUUGAACCCGAAUAG
Messenger RNA from Pochonia chlamydosporia 170, 378 nucleotides. RefSeq lists its product as hypothetical. Lineage: Eukaryota; Fungi; Ascomycota; Sordariomycetes; Hypocreales; Clavicipitaceae. The coding region runs from base 1 to 378 and encodes 125 amino acids. The transcript has a single exon. The record is from RefSeq and is a predicted model, not a curated record.